CUGACAAUAUCAGAUGGAUCUGCGAAGAGGGUUGUUUAAUGAUAUAGACAUCGGGGGAUACGUCCUUGUGACUCGAACUAACAGCAAGAAAGCCACUCGAGUCUCGAUCUCACUCACCGCGAUUAGGAUUUAGGUUAGUGGAGGGAGGGUUUUGUAUUGUAACCGACGACGAUACCGUCUUGUGUUGUGUUGUGUUGUUGAAGUCGCAAGUUGCAACAAAGCCCUACUACGAUUUUCUGUUACACACACCCCCAACCAACCACCCACCCAAGAUGAUGUCAUCACACGCGCGCGGUGUGAAGUAUUAGUCAGAUCUGUUUGCGAGUUCGAAAUUAAUCAGAGUUAUUGAUGGAGGGGAACUCGGGAGGGGGAAGUGGUGGUGGCGGCGGCGGCGGAGGAGGAGGAGGAGGAGGAGGUGGGAAUGACGUGGAGCUGCUUUGUAAAACGCUGCAGGUGGAGCACAAGCUGUUCUACUUCGAUCUGAAGGAGAACCCUCGUGGUCGAUACCUUAAGAUAUCGGAGAAGACUUCUGCUACUCGGUCCACCAUCAUCGUCCCUUCCACUGGCAUUUCCUGGUUCCUCGAUCUCUUCAAUUACUAUGUUAACUCCGACGAUCAAGACCUCUUUAGCAAGGAAUUGCAGCUCGAUACCAAGGUUUUCUACUUCGACAUUGGGGAGAAUAGGAGGGGCCGUUUUUUGAAGGUGUCUGAAGCUUCUGUCAGCAGAAAUCGUAGCACUAUCAUUGUUCCUGCAGGAAGCUCCAGGGAUGAAGGGUGGGCAGCAUUCAGGAACAUUUUGGCAGAGAUCAAUGAAGCCUCGAGGCUUUUCAUUCUCCCCAAUCAGCAAAAUUCCGAAUCCUCAGAACGUCUUGUUGGACUUUCGGAUGAUGUUGGUGCUGGCUUCAUAUCUGGUCAUAGUAGUCAACCUGCCACCUCUUCUGAGUUGAAUGUGGACAGGUCUGUUGAUUUGCCAGCUCAGGAUGAAAUUGGGAACUUGGGGGUCUCAAAAGUGAUCAGGGCUGAUCAAAAAAGAUUCUUCUUUGAUCUUGGGAGCAAUAACAGGGGUCAUUUCUUAAGAAUAUCAGAGGUUGCAGGUUCUGAUCGAUCCUCCAUCAUUCUUCCUCUGUCAGGGCUCAAGCAGUUUCAUGAGAUUGUUGGUCACUUUGUGGAAAUCACCAAGGACCGAAUUGAGGGAAUGACAGUUGCUAAUGUACGCACAGUUGAUCCCCCUCAAAGAUGAAUGCCAACUUGGGGUUUUCUGUUACAAUAAGUAGUCCCUCUCUGCCAGGGUUUCGUUAGGGAUACCAAUGGGUGUCAUCUGAGUCUUAUUUGUACUUUUUUAUGUCUUAUUCGUGCUUUUUUAUUUUUUUCUCCUCAGUCUCUUUCUCCUUCUCAUAUUGUUCUUCCAUUAAUGCUUUUGAAAUAAUCCAAACUCUGGUUGAUCAGUAGAAUAAUUGGAAUUGCUGGGCAAGGUUUAUAGGAAUAGGAAAUAACGGAAGAAAAGUGAACAAAGACUUGUACUUAUUUGGAUAGUUUGGCACCCGUGCUAUAUUUUGUAAUAAUGCUUGUUUGAUUGUUUAUUAUGCUUUCAUUCACGGUUUUCA
Molecule: messenger RNA, 1603 nt
Organism: Gastrolobium bilobum
Lineage: Eukaryota; Viridiplantae; Streptophyta; Magnoliopsida; Fabales; Fabaceae
Product: transcription factor Pur-alpha 1
Exons: 5
Coding region: 349-1239 (296 amino acids)
Biological process (GO): regulation of transcription by RNA polymerase II
Cellular component (GO): nucleus
Molecular function (GO): purine-rich negative regulatory element binding; DNA-binding transcription factor activity, RNA polymerase II-specific; RNA polymerase II transcription regulatory region sequence-specific DNA binding
Source: RefSeq, a predicted model, not a curated record